Gambusia affinis (western mosquitofish) is the source of this 624-nucleotide messenger RNA. Its product is annotated as phospholipase A2 inhibitor and Ly6/PLAUR domain-containing protein-like. The transcript has 6 exons. The record is from RefSeq and is a predicted model, not a curated record. NCBI's taxonomy places the organism in Eukaryota, Metazoa, Chordata, Actinopteri, Cyprinodontiformes, Poeciliidae. Bases 1 to 624 code for a protein of 207 amino acids.
AUGAAGCUCAUCUUUUCUCUGACUCUCAUCUGGGCUUUCUACAGCAAGGUUGGAGCCCUGACAUGUAUGACCUGCACAAACCAGACGUGUUCAAACACAAUACCGGUAACAUGUAGCUCAGAGACGAUGUGUAUAACAGCUACCAUCCUAGCUACUCAAUCUGGAACUUCAGUAACACAGCUCUACAAAGCCUGUGCAGUGUCCUCUCUGUGUCCAGCUACAGGCAACUCAACGUUUUCAGUCAACUUGGGAUCCCAAAGUGCAAUUGCAUCUGCUCAGUGCUGCAACACAGACAACUGCAACUCACAGAUUAUGCCUGCCCCCAGUUCUCAGCCCACUAACUCCCUUCAAUGCCUUAUUUGUGACCCCACAACUUCUCAGUGCAGCACGUCAAUUACCUGUUCAGGAGAUGAGACCAACUGCUUCUCGGCAACUUUGAACGACGGAAAAAACAUAAUUCCUGCACUGGGUUGUGCAUCACCAAACACAUGUACAGCUGCAUCAGGUCUGGGAAGUUUGCCCACUAACAACAACAUCUACUGCAACCACCACAACUACAGCACCAACGACCACAACUACAGCACCAACAACCACCACAACUACAGCACCAACCACCACAGCUAA